Rubroshorea leprosula is the source of this 1748-nucleotide messenger RNA. The record is from the annotation of a GenBank genome assembly. Lineage: Eukaryota; Viridiplantae; Streptophyta; Magnoliopsida; Malvales; Dipterocarpaceae.
GCCAUGUUUUUCUCCAUCUUCUUCCUCCUCUUCCUCCUCUUCCUCUCCCUCUACCUCUACCUGUCCUUCUCAGGGAUCCCUGAAUUUGCCCACCCUUCAUUUGUCCAUCAUUUUUGCUCUUUGGAAUCUGUUCUUCUCUGUCUCGAUAUGCCUUCUCCUUUCACAUAGCUUCAUAUUUCUUCACAUUCACCCUCUUUACGCGCAGGUCAUCUUUCAUCUCUUUCCAUUUUUGUGUUUCACUAGUUUUAGUAAUGAAAUUACCGUUUCCUAUGAUCCUAUCUUGGUUGGCUGUGGAUAUUUCUUAAAUUUGUCAAUAGGAAAUUCCAUUUUGGCAUCUGGGUUUUGGUGAUUUUGAGCUUCUGCAAGCUAAUUUGUUUUGGAGGCUUUCCACUGGUUGCUUCUGGUUUUGUGAUGUGGUUCUUGGGACGUAUUGGGAAAAUUCAUGUAGAAGCGUGUUGGUGAAUGGGGUUUGUGUUGAAUUUGGGAGAUAAAUAAGAAGAUGAAAAGGGGGAGAGAUGAUGAGAAGAUUAUGGGACCGAUGUUCCCUAGGCUUCAUGUUAACGAUACAGAAAAAGGAGGUCCAAGAGCACCUCCCAGGAAUAAGAUGGCCCUCUAUGAGCAACUGAGUAUUCCUUCUCAGAGGCUCAAUCCUGGGGUCGUGCCUCUUAACCGCAGUAACUCCGGAAGUUUCGUUCCCCAUGGUUCCUCAAGCCAGGGCCUUCAGGCUAAGAAGUUUCAUACUUGCCAGCUCGAAGGAGCAGGUAUGAAUGCUUCCGAGGCGUCGUUUGAGCAGAGAAAGAAGACAAGAGAAGAGAAUGAUUUCAGGGUACCUGUAUUGAACACAGGGAUGGGUCAACGUCAUAGUAGAAAUCAGAACAGCGUUGAGGACGGAAAGCUCGAUCCCUUAAGCCGGACUUAUGCUGGCCGUUCAAUAAAACGCCAAAAUGGCAGGAGGAAUCCAAAUCGGAGCAGUUCUUCAGUCAUCAAUUUAAGAAAAGAGGUUAGAGAGCAGGGUGAAGAAAGUUCCAAAGUAUCCACCAGACAAAAGUUUGAUGGGCCCAAAGCAUCUCCCUCUCAAGAUUGUGGAGGUCUUCCUGCAUCCAGGUUUAUCAGCUUGCAUGGUAAUGAUGAUUGUUCCAGAACUGAUGUUCAAACAAAAGAUAAUGGUUGUGUUGAUCGUGUUGAGUCUGUAAGAGAUAUUGACAACAAUAGAGUUCUUCCCCAACCAAGAAGUGUGUCUCAUUUAGUGGAGGAUCGCGGCAGCCCUGAUGAACCUAAUAAUGAAAGUGAAUGUCGUGAAGUUGAGAUAUGUGCACUACACGUAGUAAAUGGUGAACAAAGUGAUGAUGUUUCUGAGACAUCCAUGGUGGAUUCUGUAUCAGGUGUGGAUAUCUCCCCUGAUGACGUAGUCAGAGUAAUAGGUCAGAAACAUUUUUGGAAAGCAAGAAGAGCAAUUGUCAAGUAAGUUUUUAUUCAAAUUGUUGGUUUUUCAAUUCUUUUUCUUUCUGGUGAUUUAAAUUUGCGAAUUUCUUGUGAAAAGUUUCUAUCUUUAUAUUAACUUGUAUUAACAACAGAACUUUGGUGCUUUAUCAAACAUAGAAAACUGAAAACAUUAAUGCACACUCCCCCACUAGGAGCAUAUCUUGGUUCUUUAGGAGGGGUGGAACAGGAAAUUCUAGUGAAAUAGAUGAGACACGUGGGGUUUUGGAAGCCACUUUCUUUGUGGAAUGGUCAUGGACUCAUGGUCU